This is a messenger RNA of Coccinella septempunctata (seven-spotted ladybird), 1103 nucleotides long. RefSeq lists its product as uncharacterized. The transcript is spliced from 2 exons. NCBI's taxonomy places the organism in Eukaryota, Metazoa, Arthropoda, Insecta, Coleoptera, Coccinellidae. Bases 271 to 852 code for a protein of 193 amino acids. The record is from RefSeq and is a predicted model, not a curated record.
AUAUCUCCAACUACUCGUUCCGACGAAAGUGUACGUUCAUUACGAACGGAGAAUAAACUUGGCAUCGUAGCAAAAUUCAUCGAAUAAUCAGCGUUUAAUCAUAAACUCAUAUUAAUAAGUCUAUGCUUUUGAUAAUUCUGUACUUAUUUAUGGUCGAAUUCACAGAAUUUGAAUUUUGAAAAUACGUCAAAUCAAACUCUUCAGAGUUGGUUUUGUUUGAUUAGAACAUCAGUUUUGUAGUGAAUAAAGAUUUUCUUUUCUUGUUUGAAUAUGGAAAAGAGAAACAAACCAAUGUCGGUCGAACAAAAAGAUAUAUUAAUAGAGUUUAUAUGCUCCCAUCCUGAAAUGAAGCAGAAAUUCUCAUCCACUUUCUCUAGACAAGACUCCAUAGCUUUGUGGAAAGAACUUACAAAUAUAUUGAAUGGAACUCCAGGUGCAAAAAAAGACUGGAAAGAGUGGAGGAAGAGUUGGCACGACAUUCAGUCAAGGGCGAAAACUAAAAAGGCGCAGAUUAAUGCCCAUUCCUCGAAAACGGGUGGUGGACCUGCAAUGGUAGAUCUUUCAGAGGCAGAUGAAAGAAUUGUAAGCAUCAUUGGGGAUACUGCCAUAAGAGGCUUAUUGGGAGUAGUAGAACCACAGGCGCAGGAACUUGUGUUGGAACAUGAUGAAAAAGUGGAGAGUGAACAAAAACAAAAGGACACCAACCCUCAUAAUGCACCUCUGAAGAAAGACAUUCUUUCUAGUGAUAAUCUAGGAAAUGUUGAAGCUCACGCUGGAAAAAAAAUUGAAAAAAGAGAAAUUUUGCUUCGCAGCGUUUGGAUAAAGCUGUGGAACAGAAUACUCAAACAAUAGAUCUACUGAAACAAAAAAUUCGAAUUAAAGAAGAAUAUUUCAAAAAAAAACUUCUGAUUAUGGAACGAGAUGUCGCAGCAAAAGAAAAAAUAGCAGCUGAACUAAGUGAAAUGAAAGGGAUACUUUUGGAAAAAAUGUCCAAUAAAUAACCCCAGAAUAGUUUUUCAUCUGUGUCCUUGAAUGUUGUUCUAUAUUUCAUUAUUAAUAUAUGUUACUUACUCUUAGUUUUCGUUUAAAUGAAAAUAUCAAAA